This is a messenger RNA of Charadrius vociferus (killdeer), 1680 nucleotides long. RefSeq names its product endoglin (gene ENG). The record is from RefSeq and is a predicted model, not a curated record. NCBI's taxonomy places the organism in Eukaryota, Metazoa, Chordata, Aves, Charadriiformes, Charadriidae. Gene Ontology annotation, biological process: vasculogenesis.
GUUUUCCGCCCAGACCCCGGGAGAGCUGAGGGAUGUGACUUGCAGCCGGUGACGGCGGAGCCACCCAUCACCCUGUCCUACGCCACCAGCACAGUGCCGCGGGGCUGCGUUAGCAGCGGCUCUGUGGGCACCGGCCAUGAAGUUCACAUCCUCAGCGUCGAGUGGUCCAAGGCUUCUGCCUUCCCACUGAAGGUGUCCGUCACACCGCGAGCUGGUGGCUGCACCCGGCCAGCGGUGCUUGUCCUCCUGUGUGCCCACUGCUCGGCCGUCGUCACCUCCCCGUGCCCAGACCUGCUCAUCCGCACUGGUGACAACCCGCCGGGAAGAAGCAUGGUUCCAGGGGAGAUGCUAUGGGGACCGAUGCCAUCUGACACCAGCAGCCCCCAGGACUGCGUCCCUCAGGAGCGCUUCGAUGCCAUGCCGCACCUCGAGACCGAAGUCUUCUUCCACGGGGUGAAGGGCUGCUCACGUGGGGAUGUCCAGAGCACCAGGGCUGCCCACAUCAUCCGCCUGCAGCCCGAGCCCAGCUUCCCCAUCACAGAGGUGAACCUGUCCCUGAGCUGUCCUGAGAGACCCGUGAGCAACCAGAUCCUCAUCCUCCAGAGUCGGGCCAACCUCACCUGGUCCCUCUCUGUCAACAACUGCCAUAUCCAGUUCCUGGUCUCUGGGAACUACAAGAUCGCACCCAUCUCCUCGCUGCUGCUCCCCGGGAAGCUCCUGCCCGACACGGAGAGGGGUCUCAUCGCCAAAGCCUUCGAGAAGAACUACAGCGUCAUCGCCUCCUACUCCACCAUCCCCACCAGUGCCCGUGUCAGCCUGGAGAUCCAUGAGCAUGAGGCAGUCAGGAGGGCGCCUGCAACAACGAACCCCCCAGUCCCCACUGCCGACUCGCUGCCCAACGUGCUGCUGCUCAUGCUCCAGCCCUGGAAGUGCACAGAUGAAACCAUGGAGAUUGUCAUCGCCAGGUCCCACCUGGAGCCCAUCAAGGAUGUGGUGAACAUCACCCUGCGGGACAUCAGCUGCCAGGCAGAGAAAAACGCCACUCACUUCAUGCUGAAAACCCCCCUCAGCCACUGCGGGACCUCGCUGGAGGGCAAGGGCCACGCCAACAAUGAGCUCAUCCUCAACCUGGCCAAGGGCGCAGCGCUCCGGAGUGUGCGGGUGGCCUUUCAGUGCAAGAUCCCACGGGAGCUCUUCCUGCGCCUCUUCCCCACUGCUGCCUUCGAGGCGCCGCAGAUGGAGCUGGAGGUCAAUAAGGAGGCCUUCGUGCAGGCAUCCAUGCGGUGGGAGGACCACCCGGCUGACCUGCAGCUGAAGGAGCGCUGGCUGGGGGCGCCGGGGGGGGAGGUGCAGGGCGGAGAGGCGCGCGGCGCGGGGGUGGCCGUGCUGGAGGGCCCCCCAACGGGCCGCGGGAGGAAGGUCUGGCGCUUCCGCUUCACCUACGCUGUCCCCGAGGGCGGCCGCGUCCCCUUCUCUGCCACCCUCAAGUGCAAGGCCGGCUUGCAGAACAACACCAUCUUCGAGAAGGUCCUGGAGGUGACGGUGAAGGACAGCUGGCGGCCACCCAACAACCGCGGGCUGGGGCUGGCCGCCGUCCUGGGCAUCACCUUUGGUGCCUUCCUCAUCGGGGCGCUCCUCACCGCCGGGCUCUGGUACAUCUACUCGCACACCCGGGAAUGA